Molecule: messenger RNA, 1901 nt
Organism: Pelagomonas calceolata
Lineage: Eukaryota; Pelagophyceae; Pelagomonadales; Pelagomonadaceae
Source: the annotation of a GenBank genome assembly
GGGCUCACGCAGAGUGCCCCGCUGCGCGCCUAACUGCCCCAGACAUAGACGCCCGGCAGCCACAUAGACGCCCGAGCGCGGGCGCGGCCCCAAAAGCAGUUUGUGCAGAACGGCGUUGAGGCGCCUACAACUGCAAACAAAAAGAAAUUCCCACGAAACGGCAGGAGGACCGCCGCCGGCCUCCCAACUGAACUCCCUGCUAAUCUGUAACAGCCAUGGAGGUCAUGCAACCUCUAGCACCCGCGGCACCGCCGCCGCAAGUCGCGAUUCCCGGACCCGCGAAUCCGGCGCCCGCGCCACCAAAGGACGCCCCCGCGCCGGCGACGACGCCGCCCAACGUCCCGGCCGCCACGGUGACGCCCGAGCCCUCGCCGGCGAGCCCGCCCGCGCCGGCGCUCGCGGCGCCGCCGGCCAGGCCCGCGCUCGCGCCGCCCGCGCUGCCCGGCAAGGCGCCGCCUCCAACGCAGCCGGCCGCCGCGCCCGUCGUUGUACAAGGCGCGGGCAAGCCCCUGGCGCCGCCUCAAACCGAGCCCAUGAGCGAUUUGGACGGGGACCUCGACGUCGGCGAACUAGCCGCUUUAGAUGGGUAUCAAGCCCACGAGGUCAGUCGCACGGACGACUCGUUGUCGAGCGACACCGAUUCCUACGGCAUCAUCGCUUGUUCCGAACCGCCGAGAGAUAGGAGGCGGCCUGGUCUAAGAGCGGCGCGCGCGCGGCCGCCGCCGCCGCCCUUCCCCGGCAUGGUCCGCGGCGGGCCUAGACGUAGAGCCGCGUCCAAGCCGCCCGCAACCUCGGCCGUGACGCAAGCCGCCGCGCGCAAGCGCUCCGCGACCAGCAAAAGGCGCCCGCCGACGUACGCCAAGAGCAGCGGCACGAACGGCGCCAUCGCCAUCAUCGGCGCGAAGCGCAUGCGUGUGAUUGUCAGAGACGGCAACGGCGUGCCCAUCGAGCCGCCGACGUCCACUGGAGGUAGGGGCUUGGACGAUUCUUCUUCGUGCGCGUCCGUCGACGAGCGCUGCCUCGACGGUUUAUUGCCGCACGGCGGCGGCGCGCGCGUUGAUCCGUACCGCGCCCGCGACGCUCUGCGAAGGAGAGGCGGCUGCGGCGUCCAAGCGUUGCCGGAGUGUGCUGAAUACCGCUGCGCGGCCUGCGGCGACGAGUACCGGAAGCGAUGCGGCCUGAACCCCUGGUGGGCGCUGGUGCAGCACGAGUGCCCGCGGUGCGGGCGCGUGCAGUUUCCGUCGAUCAACAUCGCGGCGGCGGCGAACGCCAUCACUUAUCUGGCGGCGGAUGAUGAUGCCGCGGAUCAUAGAGCCGCGCGAGCCGCGGCCGACGCGCUAGCAUUACAAGAUGCGCACGACGACGCGGCGUUGUUACCGGACCUGGGUCUAGAUCCGAGGGAAGCACCGCCACCUUUGAACGACGACGAAAAACCGAUCAUGGUCGUGGCCGGCGGCGGCAACUCGCCGCAGCGCGUCGCGACGCCGCCCCCUUCCUUAGCUACGUCUGUGGUCUCGCCGCCCUCGACGUCAAAGGACGCCGCCAACGCGGCGGCGAACGCGGCUCUCGCGGCGCUUGGCGUGGCCAGCGUCUCGCCGGAGGGCGCGAACGGCCACUUCCCGCAACCGAAACCGCAGAACCCGCAGAAGCCGGUACAACCGUGCCUGCCGGACGCGGACGCGAAACGCCUCUUCGCCUUGUUCGACCACGCGCGCUACUGUCCCGGCUGCCACAAGUCGAAGAAGCACGACGACGUCUGCACCGCGGCCAAGUUCGUCAUGCUCCACGUGCGGGAUUGCGCGGGGCAUUUACCGGACGGGCGGCCGUGCCCGUUCGGAUGGUGCUCGGCCGCUCGGUUGGCUAUUAGAAAACACCACCUCCCGCCGAUCCUGGACAAGUGA